This is a messenger RNA of Selaginella moellendorffii, 840 nucleotides long. RefSeq lists its product as uncharacterized. The transcript has 4 exons. Bases 81 to 815 code for a protein of 244 amino acids. The record is from RefSeq and is a predicted model, not a curated record. Lineage: Eukaryota; Viridiplantae; Streptophyta; Lycopodiopsida; Selaginellales; Selaginellaceae.
CGCAGCAGCGGCAUGGUGGAUGAUUCUGGACAGCGCCUGCGCAGUGUGGAUCUGGAAAUGCGGCGGUGAGAGAUUGGAAGAUGAAGAAUAAAAAGUGCGGGGGAUGUGGGGAGGACCUUGACAUCGCCAGGCUGAAGCAGGAGAUCAUCCGGAUGCACGAGAGGGAGAAUCACGACCUGUUGGAUCACCUCAAGAGCCUCGAGAGUGCGAUCCAGGAGAAGAAGCUCAAGCUUUUGGAGAAGGAGCUCGAUGGCAAGCACAAGAUCACGUGUGAGUACGAGUCCCGAUGCAAAGACGACGAUGGUGGGAGCAUAAGUUUGAGCAUCGACGUGGAGAAGAAGGAUGGGCUCCUCCGGAAAGAACAAGGCAGAAGAAAGCAACUUUUGCAGCGUGUUUUGGCACUCGAGGAUGAAGUGCGACGGGUCCAGCGGAGGAAAGAGCGCGAGAGGAAGUUUUUCGAGGUGGAGAAUGAUACGCUCCAGAGGAAGGCAACAAUAGGUUGGAUAUUGGGCACUCUAUCUGAUAUCGUCCUGGAAGACAAGCCUCAAGGCGGAGCCGAGUGCAUCAUGAGGCUGGCACGCAAGAUCCAGCGGGAGCUGGAGACGAGAGAAACCGCGGCCGAGCUGGACCGCCUGGAGCGGGAGGUGGAAAGGCUGGUCGACUACGCGGACUCUCGGCCGGGGAUCACACUGGACAUUGAAGGGAAUGGGCCUCAGGUAAUUUUGAGCUGGAAGAAGGAUCAUCACAGCCAGCAGAAGAGUUCGUCGCGUCGUUGUCGUCGUCGGCGUUGUCGUCCCUGUAGAACAGGCCAGUAAGCCAGUCCUCGAGAGUUUUCGCACA